UAAUAAGACGCGCAUCAUAAUACAUAGAGAGAUAUCAAGAUGAGUUUUGAAUAUAGAAAACCCAGCAAAGAAAGUCACCACAACGACGCAUGUACGUAUGGAGUGCAAAUGUCAACAUCCGAGGAAGUUGAAGUUAAAAUGUCCUUUGAGGAUUUACGGAAGCGAGCAAGGCAGUUAGAAAGUGAGAUUGAUGUAAAGCUGGUGUCGUUCAGCAAGAUAGCCGCCAGUUAUGGGAGUAGCAGUGCAGCCAUCAACACAAAUCCUGAGAGUGUCUCCUUACUCUCGGGAGACCAAAUGUAUGAGACCAUUUCCGUUGAGUUGGAGCAACUGUUGACGGCUCUCACAGACAUCAAUGAGAGAAUGAAUAACUGUCCCCAUGGCUCCUCAGUGGCCACGAUCCACACCUUACAGCGGCACCGUGAUAUCCUGCAGGACUACACACACGAGUUCCAGCGAACCAACAACACUAUCAAAUCCCGGAGAGAGCGGGAGCAGCUUUUGGGGACUGGGCGGAAUGGAGGUAAGAGUCUGGCUGGUCUCUCCCGCCGAGACCUUUACCUGAAGGAGAGUGAACACCUGGUCAACUCUGAAGGACUUGUUGACGAGCAGAUCACCAUUGCUAUGGACACCCGGGACCACUUGAAGACACAGCGGCAGACAUUCAAGAUGAUACAAACAAAAGUUAAUGAUCUUUCUAAUCGGUUUCCAAUGGUUAACUCUCUGAUGACCAAGAUUAAUAUCCGUAAGAGGCGGGAUUCCCUCAUUCUAGGGACCGUCAUUGGGAUUUGUCUCACUUUCAUGCUUUGGUGGAUGUUUUUCUAGUACUCCAAGAAUAGUUUACUUUUUUAACCUCUCUCUCUCUCUCUCUCUCUCUCUCUCUCUCUCUCUCUCUCUCUCUCUCUCUCUCUCUCUCUCUCUCUCUCUCUCUCUCUCUCUCUCAUCACUUGAAAUGUUAUAUAGAUUUUUUUUUCUUUCUCAAUUUCCCUCAAAUUAGUCACUCACAUGUGAAAAGUUUGAUUUGGACACACAGGGAGUUUCAAGUGUGGCUUGCUGACAAUAUCGAGAGUAUUACUUUUGCCUUUCAUUAUGUAAUGUAUGUAUGUAUGUAUAUGACUUAAUCAGUGAUGUAAAAAAUGUAUUAUCCAUAAUUUUAAGCAUUGCAAGAAACUAUAUAAGAUAUUUGAUUAAAAUAUGAAUUACUAAA
This is a messenger RNA of Portunus trituberculatus (swimming crab), 1204 nucleotides long. It is a transcript of the gene Gos28, whose product is annotated as Golgi SNAP receptor complex member 1-like. Gene Ontology annotation, molecular function: SNAP receptor activity. Lineage: Eukaryota; Metazoa; Arthropoda; Malacostraca; Decapoda; Portunidae. Gene Ontology annotation, biological process: vesicle fusion; endoplasmic reticulum to Golgi vesicle-mediated transport. Bases 40 to 822 code for a protein of 260 amino acids. The transcript has 3 exons. Gene Ontology annotation, cellular component: Golgi medial cisterna; cis-Golgi network; Golgi membrane. The record is from RefSeq and is a predicted model, not a curated record.